Fonsecaea erecta is the source of this 879-nucleotide messenger RNA. RefSeq lists its product as hypothetical. The coding region runs from base 1 to 879 and encodes 292 amino acids. Gene Ontology annotation, molecular function: ATP binding; ATP:ADP adenylyltransferase activity. Lineage: Eukaryota; Fungi; Ascomycota; Eurotiomycetes; Chaetothyriales; Herpotrichiellaceae. The record is from RefSeq and is a predicted model, not a curated record. The transcript has 2 exons. Gene Ontology annotation, biological process: nucleotide metabolic process.
AUGCUGUUCGACGAAGAGCAGGCACUAGCAGCUUUCGACGACUUGGUCGCUCGACAGGUCAUUCUCUACGGUCCUGAGACGGUCGUGAGAAUCAAGGAUCAAGGGUUUGGGUUCGAGUUCCGGAUCUGUCCAGAAUUAGCGUUGAAGCCGGCGACGGCUGAUGCGACCAACAACGCCGCCUUUGAACAACUGCCCAAGUAUGGGCCUGGCAGCGACCUCGUCGAUGCCGACCCAGGCCUGGUGGUGACCAAGGUCCAAGGGACGCAUCUGCUGGUUCUAAACCGGUUUGCCGUCUUUCGGCCACAAUACCUGAUCUUGACCCUCGAUUCGUUCCGGCGGCAGACCGAGGAUCUCGACAAGACGGACCUCGCGGCCGCAUGGCUUGUGCUUCACCAUCUCAGCCAUGAGCAUUUUGUCAUGUUCAACUGUGGGAACGAGGCCGGCUGCAGCAGAUCACACAAGCACAUGCAGGUGAUUCCCUGCUCGGAUGGCUUCGAGUUAUUUCCCGACCUGGAGACUCUGGAUCCGGAAGGCAUUGCCUUCAGCUACUUUGUUCAACGUCUCCAGCCUGAAGUGCAGGAGACACUGGAUUCUUUGCUUCCAGUAUACCAGUGGUUACGCCACGAGGCCCAUGCAGUUUGGCGAACCUGCUCCGAGGACACCCUGGAUUACUUCCCUCACAACAUGGUGCUUACGAAACGGUGGAUGAUGGUGAUACCCCGGCGAAAAGUGGCAGUUCAAGGAGCGAGUGCCAACGCCGCAGGAAUGAUGGGCAUGGUUUGGGUUACGAAUACACAACAGGUAGAACAGUGGCAAAGGCUGGGGCUGACGAAGGUGCUGGCUGAGCUGGGUGUCGCUAGAGGAACGGGGACGGGGUGA